This is a messenger RNA of Linum trigynum, 817 nucleotides long. The record is from the annotation of a GenBank genome assembly. Lineage: Eukaryota; Viridiplantae; Streptophyta; Magnoliopsida; Malpighiales; Linaceae.
CUUCCUUCCUUUCUUCAUUACGUAUACGUAUAUCUUUAAUCCUCCUUCAAUCCUUUCUUUUAUUUAUACUUGUAUUAGCUAGCUAAGCUUGAAGGUCGAGAAAAAAGAAAUGGGCGGUAACGGCGGGGAAGCAGCGUCGUCGUUUGGGGCCGUCAUUAACGUACCAUUCGCAUGGGAGCACAAGCCUGGAGUUUCGAAACUGGCCGCGGCUAACGGUGACCAAAUAAGUCGCCGUCGUCAUCAUCUUCCUCCGCCCCCUCCACUGAAGUGCAGAAUUCACAAUUGCCGGCAGGAAUCUGAAUUUGCGUUGCCAGUAGUCGACGACGACCCUUUCUUGGUGGCAUACAGGAAGUGUACGGACCAGGAGACGGCGGCCGAUUUGUUUGAGGAGGAGGACGAUGAUGAGGGUAGAAGUAGUAGAUUGAUCACCAUAUCAAGAAGGAGUUGGUCGUCGGCGAGGAAGAAAAGGGCGUCGACGGCGGCGGGCUUGCUUUGUCCCACGACGUUGGCGUCGGGGGCUCUUUCUUGCAAGUACUCAUGUGGGGUGCGGAGCGACAAUCUAGUGAGGGUGCAGCCGUCGUCUCAGCAACGGCAGCGGCAGCGGCAGCGGCAGAAUGCUAUUCUUUCAGCGGCUUCACCGACGACGACAAAACUUUACAAGGGAUGAUGGAUUUUGUACUUCUCGGCCGUGUUUGUAUUCUUGGCUAGAAAAACUCGUGUCUACUGUUGAAUGGCAUUGAUGUUGUACAACAAGUUAGGUGGGAUUCAGUUCAGCAUUUCCGGGUUUUAAUUUCCGGAAUAAAGCAUUAGUUAAACA